ACUUGAAUGAUGGCAAUCUAAGAAUACCGACAUACACGGCGUAAUGCUCGAUGGAUUGUUUUCGCGUCCUCAUACGAGCACGAUUCUCGAGACAAUCGUGCGAGGUUACAGUUACGCUCGACGAUGAUUCAACUAGCCGGUUUGUUUUACGGUUCGCGACGCGCCAUCCUGCUUGAAAUUCAGUAAUCGUUUUCCGAAUGUUUUCAUCGUUAGCAACUUAAAUUUUACCACGGGGAUAAGCGAAAUAACAUCGGCGAUAUAUAAUAAUGGCAGCCCAUAAGACAGGCGGACAGAGUACACGUAAGAAGAUACAGGUAUCCAUGGUCAUAAGGGAUGAAGUAGAAAGAAGGCACAGAGCUGGCGUUAAUUCUUUACAAUAUGAUCCAAUUUUACAUAGACUUUAUUCUGCUGGCAGAGAUAGCAUUAUAAGAAUAUGGAAUUGUAAGAACAUAAAUGAACCUUAUAUACAGUCUAUGGAACAUCAUACAGAUUGGGUCAAUGAUAUUGUCUUAUGUUGUAGCGGAAAAACUCUUAUAUCUGCUAGCUCUGAUACCACUGUCAAGGUUUGGAAUGCUCAUAAAGGAUUUUGCAUGUCAACAUUAAGGACUCAUAGGGAUUAUGUAAAAGCAUUGGCAUAUGCUAAAGACAGAGAAUUAGUAGCUAGUGCAGGCUUAGACAAAACAAUCUACCUCUGGGAUGUAAAUACGCUCACAGCUCUCACUGCGAGUAAUAAUACAGUGACGACAUCAACUUUGUCUGGCAGCAAGGAUUCGAUAUAUAGCCUUGCUAUGAAUGUUACCGGAACAGCUAUAGUAAGUGGAAGUACAGAAAAAGUUCUUAGAGUAUGGGAUCCAAGGUGUUGUACAAAACUUAUGAAACUGCGUGGACAUACAGACAAUAUUAAAGCUUUAGUGCUAAAUAGAGAUGGCACAAAAUGUUUAUCAGCAAGUUCAGAUGGCACAAUUAAAUUAUGGUCACUCGGAGAACAAAGAUGUUUACAAACUUAUAGAGUACAUAACGAAGGUGUCUGGGCAUUAUUGGCUACAGAUACUUUUAGUCAUGUAAUAUCAGGUGGUAGAGAUAAGAGAGUUGUAAUGACUGAAUUAAGCCAUCCUGAGAAAUCUAUUGUUAUAUGCGAAGAAAAAGAACCCAUACUCAAAAUGGCUAUGACACCUGAUCAAUCUAGUAUUUGGGUUGCAACUAGUGAAUCUACCAUUAAUAAUUGGUCUAUAAGCCAAAGAGAUUGGCAAGAUAUUGGAGAUUAUUGUGAUUCUACUGGAGGAAUGGCAGGAAAUGUUGGUGUACCAUUAAAUACCGAACCGAGCCAGAGGAUAUUAGGAGCUCCUGCAAUACGACAUUGUCAUAUCUUAAAUGAUAGGAGAUACGUUCUAACAAAAGAUACAGAUGAAAAUGUAGCAUUAUAUGACGUAUUAAAAGCCUGUAAAGUCGAAGAUUUAGGUCAUGUAGAUUUUGAACAGGAAAUAAAAAAGAGAAAUAAAAUGGUUUAUGUUCCAAAUUGGUUUAAUGUUGAUCUCAAGACUGGGAUGUUGAGCAUCCAUUUAGGACAAGAUGAAAAUGAUUGUUUUUCUGCAUGGGUUUCUGCUAAAGAAGCUGGUCUAACAGAUAAUAAGGGUCAAGAUCAAAAAGUAAAUUAUGGAAGUCUACUUUUACAAGCACUCCUUGAACACUGGUGGCGACCAAUGAAUGCAGAUGAUGAUAAUGAGGGAAAUGGUAAUGAUGGAAAUGGUUCAACGCAUGACAAUGGUAGAAAUUUGUAUUUUUCUGUACCUGGUCAUACACCUGUAAUUUUCAGUGAAGUUGGUGGUAGAACAAUGUGUAGGUUACUAGUUCGAGAUGCUGCAGGUGAAACAGAAAGUGUAUUAUUGAAUGAUACAGUACCAUUAUGGGUAUCUAAUAUCGUAGCAAAUAAAAAUCUUCCACAAUUCAUCAAAAUACCUUUUUAUUUAACUCCACAUGCAAGUUCUGGAGUGAAAAGUCUGAAAAAGGAUCGUUUAAUUGCAAAUGAUUUUAUACAAAUUCGAAAAGUGGCAGAACAUAUUUUUGAUAAAGCACUUUGUGCAGGGAGUGAUUCUGGUUUAGUAACUGGCGUUGGUAAUUCCGUAUCUGGUGGUUCUCCAGCAGGAGAUAGAGCAAAUACAGAUUCUAAUGCAGAUUCCUCUUCAUUAGCUGAGGAAAAAGUUGAAAUUUUAUGUAAUGAUCAAGUUUUAGAUCCAUCUAUGGACUUAAGGACUGUUAGACAUUUCAUUUGGAAAAGUUCAGCAGAUUUAACACUUCAUUAUCGUCCUGUCAAAUAGUUAAUGCUGAAUACAUCAAAUUAUGGAUCCCUGAAGUGUGCCUGGUUUUGUACUGUGGUUAAAAUAAUGGAAAAUACAUGGGCUACUUGUAGAGUGCAAAAUCACAUACCAUCUUCACUUUAUGAAAUAUUUAGCCUGUUUUCAAUGGAUGCUUCAUAAAGCAAUGAAAACAGAGGCACCUAUGGAGUACAUAAGAUUGAAUAAGUUUAUAGGCAAUAACACGUGGAAGUAUUAACAGAAAUUGUUGAUUUUAUAUAUAUAUAUAUAUGUAUAUGUAUAUGUAUAUGUAUAUAUAUAUAUAAUUGGUCUAUAUUCUGUGGCUGAACUUAUUCUUGUGAACAGGAAAUGUAAAAUUUGGUUGCAAAUCAUUUGCUUUUGAAAUAGUAUGCUUUUUGUACCUGGAUAUAUUUAUUAGAGAGUAAAAUGCUUGUCAGAGUCAGCCAGUUAGUGUCUUCCCAUUUGAAGUGUAUCACUAUAAAAUAAUAGCAAAAGCACAGUGGAGAUCAAGUGCAUGGCCCAGGAAAUCACUGCUUACUAUUGUUCCCUGAUAAUGAUUUUAAUACUAAAUAAAUUUAGUAUCACUUUUUAGUAAAAUUUAAUAUAAUCGUUAAUAAAUAUAAGAGAAGAGUAAUAUUUUAUUUGAAAAACCUUUAGUAAAAUUUUUAGGUAUUUAUUAAAGGUAUACAGAAAAAAACAGAAAGAAAGAAAGAAAAAAAAAAAAAUAAGAAAAGAAAAAAAAUUACAAGAGCAUGACAAUUGUACUCCACACCUGCCUUCAUAUCUUACGAAAUGAUUAACAUAGUAAGAAAAAAAAAGGAAAUGUCAAUUUACCUUUAAUCAAAUUAUAUUUGAACAGCCAAAUCAUACCAGUUCAAUAUUUCCUAUGUGUAAUAUGGGAAGUGAACGAAUUUAUCUGUCUUCAAGAUUUCAAGAUCAAACUCUGUCUUAUAUGGGACUUCCAGUUUUAAUUAAAUUAUUAAUAAUAAUCAUCUGGCUCUCCUAAAGUGUAUACAUAAUAUCAUCUGUAUUACAUACAUGUUUGUUAAUUAAGGGAUACAAAUGUUACAACAGAAUUUGAUCUUGUGGGGACUACUGUAACUAUUAAAAUAUAUAUAUAUCUAUAUAUAUAUAUAUAUAUAGAUAUAAACGUUAAGGUACUACAAUAUAAACGAACUUCUCUUCACGAAAAAAAAGAUUUUGCACGUAUAACAAGGAUUGUGCUAUUAUAAUCGAAUUGGUUACUUAAUAUAAAAAUAUAGCCAAGUGUAUAUAAAAUUGGAAAGAUGGGAGUAACUUCAUUAUGGUAGAGUAUAAUUUUAUGCUGCUACUAAAUUAUCACUUGAAUAGCAAGAAAUGCAGUUUAAUAGCGGAAUAAUUUUUUUUCGUGUAGAGUCGAUAAAGCAAAUUAGAGAAAUAACUAUCGCGCGC
This is a messenger RNA of Vespa crabro (European hornet), 3743 nucleotides long. Its product is annotated as WD repeat-containing protein 48. Lineage: Eukaryota; Metazoa; Arthropoda; Insecta; Hymenoptera; Vespidae. The record is from RefSeq and is a predicted model, not a curated record. Gene Ontology annotation, molecular function: ubiquitin binding. The coding region runs from base 267 to 2315 and encodes 682 amino acids. Gene Ontology annotation, biological process: protein deubiquitination; double-strand break repair via homologous recombination. The transcript has 12 exons.